This is a messenger RNA of Saprolegnia diclina VS20, 1633 nucleotides long. RefSeq lists its product as hypothetical. The record is from RefSeq and is a predicted model, not a curated record. The coding region runs from base 211 to 1596 and encodes 461 amino acids. The transcript has a single exon. Lineage: Eukaryota; Oomycota; Saprolegniomycetes; Saprolegniales; Saprolegniaceae.
GCGAAGCACCACCGAAGAAAGUGCAAUUUCGAUUCCAUUGAACAAGAAGAUCCCAACCAUGCACGUCGUCAAGGAGCUGCUCGACGACGACUUUGAAAACUACGUGCUAUCGACUGAGGCCAAGGCCACGUCUCGAGAUUGGCGCGCUACCCCCGCUCGGCGUGCCACCGGCCGCGACCAAGGAGCAAUGGCACGCCCGCAUCCCGCGCCAUGUCGGCCUAUCUCGUCAAUAGCCGCGGCGACGUUCUCCAUGCGACCACGGACCGCGACGGCCACCUCGCGACGCGCAAGGUAUUUGGCCUUCCGCACCUCGCCGAGGCGCACCCGGACACCCAGUAUGAAAACGCCUCGAUGGCCGCGAUCGCGCCGGACGCGCUUGUGCUCUCGGAUGGCACGGGCGAGCUCAUUGUGCUGAGCGGCGACGCCAUCAGCCCCUGGAGCAUCCGCUUCUCCGGCUCGCCGUUUGGCAAGCCAACCUCGUUGACGCUUCUCGAAGCGCGUCUCGAGAACGAGUACUUUGUCCACGGCGUCGCCUCGCAGCUGCUCUUUCCGACAAGCGCGGACGCAAGCGGCAGCACGUAUGCGAUCUCCGCCUUCUCGAUCAACUUGCAGAGCGGGUCGGUCACCACAACGCUCGUCUACACGGGCGGGAAGCCCCUCGGGUACGCCUCGUUCGCGUCGGCCACCGACGUGCUCUUGCUCGUCGAAGGGCCCCACGAGCUCAAAGUAUCGUUGCAGCAACCACCGCCGACGUUGUCACCCAUCGUGCACAAGCGACCGCACAGUGAUAGCGCCGACGACGACGCCGACGGCCCGGAGCUGCUCAAGUGCCCGCGCGCCGGCAUCGGAUUCGACGGCGUCCACCAGAGCCCGCACGUGCCCGCGUCAUCGCUAGGCCACGCGACAGACGCAACCAGUCUCUACGAUCGGUUUGUCACGUCGUCGACGCCGUUCAGCAGCAUGGAGACACCGACGUCGUCGGCCCCGGCGUCGGCGCCCGUACCGGACGAGAGCGCGCGGAUUGAGAUUCCGACGCCCGACUCGAUCCUCGGUGGCUUCGAAGAGUGCGACGACCUCGACCCGAACGCCACGGCGGUCUUGUACCGCUAUGACGUGGCGUCGCGGGCGUGUCUCGGGCGCCUCCCGAUCGACUGCCGGCGCUUCCACUUUCUCGGGUCCAGUGCGACGCCACUGCAGACGUCGGUGACGUCCCAUGUCCCGAAAACGCUCCUCUUCCAGUACGACGUGCACGGCGCUGUCUUCUCUGUGGGCGCCGACCUGCGCCACUUGGAGCUCCUCCAUGACGCCACGUUUCAGGCGCUGGCGUACGUCCAAGCGUCGAAGGAGCAGAAGAAGUACCUGCAGUUCCACCCAAGUGCGUCGCUCGCGGCCAUUGCCGAGUUUGAGAAGCGGCUGUUUGUGUACACAGGCCCGCAAGGCGGCGCUGGUCCGCACCGCCGACUGCACUACCUCGAGGAACUCGCGCUCAAGGCGCCAACGAUUUACGGGCUUCAGUUUCUCGACGCUUCGAGCCUUUUGCUGCUCACGCCGUCGGCGCUUCUCCGCGUCUCGAUCCCGUCGUCGUCGUCGCACUAAGCUCUUAUACUAACUAGUACUCGUUUUGUUUUUGCAA